Molecule: messenger RNA, 1008 nt
Organism: Rana temporaria (common frog)
Lineage: Eukaryota; Metazoa; Chordata; Amphibia; Anura; Ranidae
Gene: NAA10
Product: N-alpha-acetyltransferase 10, NatA catalytic subunit
Exons: 8
Coding region: 89-805 (238 amino acids)
Biological process (GO): N-terminal peptidyl-glutamic acid acetylation
Cellular component (GO): NatA complex
Molecular function (GO): protein-N-terminal-glutamate acetyltransferase activity; protein N-terminal-serine acetyltransferase activity
Source: RefSeq, a predicted model, not a curated record
CAUGCCGCUCAUCACGUGACCCCGGAGUCUCCGCCCCCCUCCCGUCUCUCUGCCGAUCAGCUCCGUUCCUGUAGAUACCACCGGCGCCAUGAAUAUCCGGAAUGCACGGCCCGAGGACCUCAUGAAUAUGCAGCACUGCAACUUGCUGUGUUUGCCAGAAAAUUACCAGAUGAAGUAUUACUUUUACCAUGGACUGUCCUGGCCACAGCUCUCUUACAUUGCAGAAGAUGAAAAUGGAAAAAUUGUUGGCUAUGUCUUGGCAAAAAUGGAGGAAGAUCCAGAUGAUGUUCCACAUGGCCAUAUCACUUCUUUGGCUGUGAAACGAUCUCACAGACGUCUUGGUCUGGCACAAAAAUUGAUGGAUCAAGCUUCCAGAGCAAUGAUUGAGAACUUCAAUGCUAAAUAUGUUUCUUUACAUGUGCGGAAAAGCAAUCGAGCCGCGCUUCAUUUGUACUCCAACACCUUGAACUUCCAAAUUAGUGAGGUGGAGCCCAAGUACUAUGCUGAUGGUGAAGAUGCAUAUGCCAUGAAACGAGAUCUCACCCAGAUGGCUGAAGAGUUGCGGAAACAGAUGGAAUUAAAGGACAAGAACCGCCCACAACCCCUGAGCUCCAUCGAAAACAAAUCCGAUAAUAGGUCUGGUCACGUUGGGGACUGUUGUCGAGAUGAGAAGUGUGUAGGAAACACUGGAAAACGCGAUGGAUUAGAGGACAGCGGGGACAGCAAGGACGUGAGUGAAGUCAGCGAGGCUACAGAGAGCACAGACGUCAAAGACAGCUCCGAGGCUUCAGACUCUGCUUCUUAAAGGGAGCGUCUACGCAAUAAAUUAAUUUAGGAUACCAUGAUGACCAUUGUCGUGUUAGCAGCUCCUGUUCUGUUUUAUUCGAUUCCUUUCCAGGUGCAGUAAAGAUCGAUCAUUGAGGCCUGUCACUCUUUAUACAGAAAAGAACAAUUUGUAAAUAUAUGAAGACAAUAAACUCUAUGGGAUAAGCUGACUUGGAUAUCUCA